UAUAGUAUCCGAUGGAUCAAGUCCGAUAAAUUUCUUAAUUUCUGGGUGACAUAAAAAUCUAAACAACAUCGUGAAGAAACGGAGCUCGAGACGCUCUUAAAUUCCUUCUCUUCGGUUUAAGCUCUUUUCCCUCUAGGGCACUUUCAAGCUCUUGUCUCUCGGUCUCAUCAAUGGCGAAGUGGAUAGCGCUUGGUUCGAUCUUGUGCGUGUUGAUUCGUGGUGAUUGAGUAGGGCUGUGCUGAUUGACCGGUAUGCUACACUGGUUCAUACGUUCUCUUUAUGCUAAUUUGGGCAAACGGCUUGGAAUUUUAUCUACUAGUUGCAGUUUCCAUUGCGAAUUGUAAGAGUGAAAUGGUCUCUUCAUGUCAGAUAAGAGACCAUUGCAAAUUGUAUUUGAGCUUCUCCAACAUUGAUAGGAAAUGCAGAUAAAUAAGUAUGCCUCCUCUGGUGGACAAGAUUCGAUUGAGAAACACAGGCAGUUAGGAGCAAACUUUGAGGUAUUGUCUUUUGUUUGGCACCAUACUGUUGGGGAACAUUUAUGUUCUUUUGGUAUUAAUGCUGUUAUAAGUACUUAAAUCCUUCAGACACAGGAAAAAUUAUAACUGAUUGAGAUAUAUAGAGAUAUUAUCCAGGUUGACAUACCUGUCAAGUACCCCAGUUUUUUCCUAGACGAUGAUGUGGAACUGGAACAUAUAAAGAAGGUAUUUGCAGCUUCUAUAGCACUUUAUGAUUUGAAGUGAACCGAUAUUUGUUCAUUUGCAUGGAAAUUCUGUCAAUGGGGUGGGUUUUCUUUGCUGAGCCUCUUAAUCUGGUGCUUUUCUAAAUAAGCAGCAUUAUAUCUUAAUUGCAUAUUUUUGUUAUGGAUAAUGGAUAAUGAACUUGAAUAGCUUUGGAUAUGGACAAAAUUUAGUCAUGAGAUUGUGCCAUUGAAAUUGGAGGAAGAGGGAUUAAGAUGAGUCAAACUCGACAAUGAACCAUAUUCUGGCUAUACCUUGGAUUGUUGAAGGUCAUUGUGCGCAAGAUUGAGGCUUGGAGAUGUUUUAGGAGGAAAAGACUACUGUUUGACUGGAUUGGACCUCUAAGCCAACUGCAACUCAAGUCCAGCCCAAUCACAUUUCUGCUCUAGUUUUCGCAUUUGACACCAUCCCAUUUGCAGCACUCUGUUCCCUCCUUACAUGAGUUUGUCUUUGCAUAAUUAGUGACUCCCUCAUCAGCACAAGAUAUCGAAGCCCAACUAUCAAUUGAAAAUGUAGUAGCUUACCCUUUAUUUUUUUAAUUUUUAAUUUUUUGUUUAGAGAAGAAAAAAGAACUGUAAUUCAAUAAAAUGAUUGUUGAUAGUGAUGAUCGACAAUAUGAUCUGUGGGAAGUGUUUCAUAGGGAAGUUGGAAGAAAAGUCUAUGAGAAAUCUGAUGAUGACAAUUGACAAGGUCACUGGAUAUAUUAUCUUUGAUUUUACAUUCAUUGUGGAAUUGCAUGAUUAUAUCAAUUUCACGUUUUGGUACAUCUGUAAAUCAGGUACCGUGUUUGUCAUGAUAAUCAUUCUAGAAUGGGCACAUUUCUGUAGUAAACUUGCAGUCAACAUAAACUUCCUAUGUUUCUUGCUUGUGUGAAGUACAAAAUUAUCUAAAUGCUUGUUUCCAUGGUUGUCCAGGUGACUGUUUUUGUGGAGGUGGAUUAAUUCAUUAAAAUUCUUAAGUCUCUUCAAGAUUUUGCAGGAUAACUAAAGUCAAAGGCACUUAAUAGUGCUAAAUUUUGAAAGAUAAUUUAUGUUAAAGGAUUGCAGAAAAAGAUUGAAGCGAGGAGAAACAUCACAGGAGAAGUGCACUCGAAGCCUUUAAGAAGGUAUCAAAGACUCCGAUUCCUGGAAGCCCUUAAGAAGGUAUCAAAGAUUCCGAUUCCUGCUCUGCAACUUUGUUUUGACUCAACAGAGUCCGCAACAUAGCAAAACCUACUUCAAUGAUAUCCUCAUCAUCCAUUUAGUAAAAUCUCGAGAAAAACACACUUCCUAAACCCCAAAUAAUGUUCAUCAUCAGCUGCUCCUCAAAAACCCUGAAAAAGUUUCUAUCCUCCUCUGAAAGAUCAAUCUUUUCUGUUCAGUACCCCCUACAUAACCCUCCAUAUGCAUACACCCAAACAUCCAACUAUGUAAAUGUGUAUAUGGAAUGGAAGAAGGACCCUUCCUAUGAUUCCAUUGAGCAGAUCCACAAGUCCAUAGAGCUCAAGCCUGUUGUUGCCCUCAAGAAUAUCAUUGCCCAAGAGCCCAGUGGUUGCAUCCCGAUCUCUGCAGUGUCAAAAAGGGGAAUAGAAUUGGGUGUGCCAAUGAAGGUUGCAAGAUUUUUGAGGCUAUACCCAUCAAUCUUUGAAGAGUUUAGUGGUCCGAAGUACAAUCUUCCUUGGUUUAGGCUGACCCGUGAAGCUGUUGAGAUUGAUAGAGAGGAAAGGAGGAUUUAUGAGGAUUGUAGGAAGGAUUUGAGGGAAAGACUUAAAAGAUUUAUAUUGAUGAGUAAAGGGAAGGUUUUGCCUUUGAAGAUAAUUAAGGGAAUGCAAUGGUAUUUGGGGCUUCCUGAUGACUUUUUAUUGUAUCCAGAAAGGAACCUUGAUGGGUCUUUUAGGUUUGUGGAGAUGGAAGAUGGAUUGAAUGGUUUGGCUGUUGAGAACGAGGAAAAGGUUUGGUCUGCAAUGCAAAAGAGUGCAAUGCAGAGAGGGGUGUAUUCUGGUGGGUCAAUGGAAGCCAUUGAAUUCCAGCUUUUUCCAUCAAAGGGUUUGAGGUUGAGGAGGAAGAUUACUUAUUGGUUAGAAGAAUUUCAGAAGCUUCCUUAUAUUUCACCAUAUGAGGAAUUUUCCCAUUUGGAUCCAGAUAGUGAUAUGGCAGAGAAACGAGUCGUGGGGUUUCUCCAUGAGCUGCUAAGUCUUUUUGUUGAGCAUUCGGCAGAGAGGAAGAAGCUUUUGUGUCUUAAGAAGUGUAUGGGAUUGCCACAGAAAGUUCACAAAGCAUUUGAGCGGCAUCCCCAUAUUUUUUAUUUGUCUUUGAUGAACAAGACUUGUACAGUAAUUCUUAAAGAGGCUUACUGUAACCAGUCCACCAUUGAGAAGCAUCCACUGUUGAGUGUGAGGAAAAAAUACAUUAACCUCAUGAAAGAGUCAGUUGUGAUCUUGAAAAAUAGAAGGUUGAGUAAUCGGUUUGUGAAUCAAGAAAAUUUGAGCUUGGCUUUGGAUUUGGAUUAUGUUGAUGAAGACAGUCGAGAGAGGGCAAAAUCUUCUUUUCAUAAUUCACAGUCCUAUGUAAGAGAAGCAUGUGAUAACUAAUUCUUUAAGCAGAAGGAGGCUAAAUGUAGAUGAAUUGCUAGCCAUUCAGAAGUGAAUCUCCCUUAUGAGAUUAUAAUUGUACUUCAAGGUGGCAAAGAAAUUAAUGAUUCUUAGCAUGCAUUUCCUGUUUGGUCUUCAAGGAGCAGGCUGGAUCUAAAUGAAUUGCUAGCCAUUCAGUAGUGAAACUCCAUAUGAGAUUAUAAUUGUGCUUCAAGGUGGCAAAGGCAUUAAUGCUUUUGGUCAUGCCUUUCCUCCUUUCCUAUUGGUCUCUGAGAGACACCUCCACUGCCAAAAAAGAGGAUCAGCCACUUAACCUGCUGUAUCCACACCUCCAGAGGCGAGAAAUUUUGUGUACAGGACUACUUGUUCUUGCCAUGGCCAAGCUUGCGCCUCAACCAUCAGAGCAGUGAUUUUGAAGAACUCCAGCAAUUUCAGAAACGAAGUGCCCCAGAUUAGCAUGUCAUUGCUCAACGGCUGAUAGAAAUCCCAGGCGGGUUGUGCCAGGACAAGAAAAGUUUUCUCUUCUGGUCCUUUUUUCUGACCACGGCAUUGUAAUGCCCUGUUUUUGUGAUAUCAGUAUGAAUUUCUUUAACCACCAUGUGCCAUUUUACAUAUAUUUACAGAAUAAAUAAAAUAAAAUAAAACAAUAGGUUACCUGUGAA
Ziziphus jujuba (common jujube) is the source of this 3968-nucleotide messenger RNA. RefSeq names its product protein WHAT'S THIS FACTOR 9, mitochondrial. The record is from RefSeq and is a predicted model, not a curated record. Gene Ontology annotation, molecular function: RNA binding. The coding region runs from base 2020 to 3306 and encodes 428 amino acids. NCBI's taxonomy places the organism in Eukaryota, Viridiplantae, Streptophyta, Magnoliopsida, Rosales, Rhamnaceae. The transcript has 7 exons.